CCUCCGUGCCCCGUCCGUUUCCUCUUCGUUACUCCCUCUCUCUCGACCGACGCCGCCGCCGCGUCGACAAAGUCCGUAAGGGCGUCAACUGAUCGGCGGCAGCCAUGAGUAAGCUCCAAAGUGAUGCUGUCAAGGAUGCCAUCACCCAGAUUGUUGGGGAGGCCAGAGAAAAGAAACGCAAGUUCACUGAGACUGUGGAGCUUCAGAUUGGUCUCAAGAACUACGACCCACAAAAGGAUAAACGUUUCAGUGGCUCUGUGAAGCUGCCCCAUAUCCCCCGCCCAAAGAUGAGGGUGUGCAUGCUUGGUGAUGCCCAGCACGUCGACCAGGCUGAGAAAAUGGGACUUGACUACAUGGAUGUUGAAAGUCUUAAGAAGAUGAACAAGAACAAGAAGCUUGUUAAGAAGCUAGCCAAGAAGUACCAUGCUUUCCUGGCAUCAGAGGCCAUAAUCAAGCAGAUCCCUCGUCUCCUUGGCCCUGGUCUUAACAAGGCAGGCAAGUUUCCCACUCUGGUAAGUCACCAGGAAUCUCUUGAAGCCAAGGUGAACGAGACAAAAGCUACAGUCAAGUUCCAGCUAAAGAAGGUUCUUUGCAUGGGUGUUGCUGUGGGCAACUUGUCGAUGGACGAGAAGCAGAUCCAACAAAACAUCCAAAUGAGCGUCAACUUCCUUGUGUCCCUCCUGAAGAAGAACUGGCAGAAUGUGAGGUGCCUGUACGUGAAGAGCACCAUGGGGAAGCGUGUACGGGUGUUCUAAGUUGGUGUGCUCCAGUGGCUGUCCUGUCGACCCGAGCUUGUCUUUGGAUUAGAUCUGUUUCACUGAUACCAAUUUUGUGUUUACCUAAGCGAACAUCAACAAGUAUUUUAUCUUGUUAGUCUUUUGUUGAACAGAAAUCAUGGGAGCAAUAGAACUGCAUUUUCUGUUAA
This is a messenger RNA of Hordeum vulgare subsp. vulgare (domesticated barley), 925 nucleotides long. RefSeq names its product 60S ribosomal protein L10a-like. The record is from RefSeq and is a predicted model, not a curated record. The coding region runs from base 105 to 755 and encodes 216 amino acids. Gene Ontology annotation, biological process: translation. Gene Ontology annotation, cellular component: large ribosomal subunit. Gene Ontology annotation, molecular function: structural constituent of ribosome; RNA binding. The transcript is spliced from 6 exons. NCBI's taxonomy places the organism in Eukaryota, Viridiplantae, Streptophyta, Magnoliopsida, Poales, Poaceae.